UGCAGAGCCAGCGCGCGCGCGUGCGUGAAUUCGGUACCGUGUGUGAAUCCGGUGCGGGAUUUCCCCCCCCUCCUCUCGUUCGCGCAUUAAAUAGGAUGGCUUAAUAAAGCGUCGCUGCACAUAUCAGUGCUGAGUAUCAUUUCUUUUUUUCUUUCCCCCCUUUCUACCGGAUUUGCCCUCGGUUUGAUGCCCGCGCGCAGUAUGUGAACGCCAUGCGGGCGGCGCGGUGCCUCCUCCUGUGGGCUGCGGUCUCCGUUACAGGCUGGAGCACCGCAUCGCGGCAAUGGCGAGAGAGAGGAGGAGGAGGAGGAGGAAGAGGUAACGGUAACGGCGACAGCGACGGGCGCGCGCAUCGUGAAGAAGAUAUCACGCGGCCGCAGCGACUCCAGCAGCGCGCGGAUGCCGACGGCGGCGAGAUCGCGCACGGUCGCCUGGAUACCAGAGUGAAGAGCGACGACGCUGACGCGCUUCACCCGGUUCACCUUGCCCAGCUAUCGUUCCUGUUGAAGGCGUUUAGGACCUCAUUUAUUUUGGACCUCGAGCUCAACCAUGAUCUCUUGUCUUCAGAUUACGUGGAGAGACAUUUUGACGAAGACAGAACACCAUAUCAUAAUCAGGGAGGAGAGCACUGUUAUUAUCACGGCACAGUAAGAGGAGCAGAAGGCUCCUGGGUUGCUCUCUCCACCUGCCAUGGCCUCUGGGGAAUGUUCUCAGAUGGCAACUUUUCCUAUGAGAUUGAACCCGUACCACACGUCGAUGAGCAGGGACAAAAUGCUCACAUUGUGUACAGACUGCCUGACCUUCAGCUCAUUGCACCACACUGCCCUGAAUGCAAUACUACCAGUGACUUGGACUCAGCCGUGGAUGAUGUCACAGCUGAUCCUGCUGAGAGUGACGGUCCCACUUUCACACACGGCCUGAGACGGGUCAAACGCCAGAUCCGGAGGCCACCGCGUACUGUUCAGACCGAGACGAAAUACAUCGAGCUGCUCGUGGUGAAUGACUAUGACCUGUUUGUGCAGAUGCGCAGGUCGACUGCGCAAACACGCAAUUUUGCGAAAGCCAUCGUAAACAUGGCCGAUGCAAUUUAUAAAGAACAGCUUAACACAAGGCUCGUGCUUGUCGCCAUGGAGACAUGGUCAUCCCAGAACAUGGUUUCUGUGGGCGAUGACCCUCUGAUGACCUUGCGUGACUUUAUGAAAUACAGGAGGGAGAACAUCAAAGAGAAGAGUGAUGCUGCACACCUGUUCUCGGGUCGCACAUUUCAAAGCAGUCGAAGUGGUACAGCAUACAUUGGGGGCAUCUGUUCUCCUACACGUGGAGGCGGAGUCAAUGAGUAUGGAAACGUGGGACCCAUGGCCAUCACGCUGUGUCAGAGUUUAGGACAGAAUCUGGGCAUGAUGUGGAAUAAAGAGCGUGCCACUGCAGGAGACUGCAGGUGUCCAGACCCUUGGCUUGGCUGUAUCAUGGAGGACACUGGGUACUACCUGCCCAGGAAGUUCUCCCGCUGCAGUGUGGAGGAGUAUGUACGAUUCCUGCAGGAUGGAGGAGGCAGCUGUCUGUUCAACAAACCCACUAAGUUACUGGAUCCUCCUGAAUGUGGAAAUGGAUAUGUGGAGCAAGGAGAAGAGUGUGACUGCGGCUCACAAGUGGAGUGCUCUCGAGCAGGAGGAGCAUGCUGUAAGAAGUGCACCCUUACCCAUGAUGCAAUGUGCAGUAAUGGACUGUGUUGUAACAGGUGUCGGUAUGAGCAAAGAGGUGUGGUGUGUCGAGACGCAGUAAAUAAUUGCGAUAUUCCAGAAACAUGUCCCGGUGAUUCCAGUCAGUGUCCUCCUAACGUACAUAAACUGGACGGCUACAUGUGUGAUGCAGGACAGGGUCGCUGUUAUGGUGGUCGAUGUAAAACCAGAGAUGGACAGUGUCAGACGCUGUGGGGACACAACUCAGCAGACCGGGUGUGUUAUGAGAGACUGAACACUGAGGGGACAGAGAAAGGAAACUGUGGAAGAGAUUCCAAUGGACUGGGAUGGAUUCAGUGCAGCAAACCUGAUGUACUGUGUGGGAUUCUUUUGUGCUCUAAUAUGACAAUGAAACCUCGUUAUGGUGAUUUGGAUGGAGAAGUCAUCAGCCUCACCAUCUACCAUCAGAACAAAUACUUGGACUGCCAUGGAGGACAUGCUGUGCUGGAGGAUGGCUCAGAUCUGGGUUAUGUAGAGGACGGAACUCCAUGCGGUCCUAACAUGAUGUGUUUGGAGCGGCGCUGUGUACCGGUGAUGACCUUUAACCUGUCUGUAUGUCCCGGUUCCUCCACUGCACACAUCUGUUCAGAUCAUGGGACCUGCAGUAAUGAGGUGAAGUGUAUCUGUGAUGUCGAUUACACAGGGAAGGACUGCAGUGUGUAUGACCCGCUUCCUGAUCCACAGCUUCCAGAAGGACCUGAGAAAUACAAAGGUCCAAGUGGCACAAACAUAAUCAUCGGUUCUUUAGCAGGAGCCAUACUACUGGCAGCUAUAGUGCUGGGAGGAACAGGCUGGGGCUUUAAAAAUAUCCGGAGAGGAAGAUCUGGAGGAGGAUGAGAAGUCUAUCCAUCUGCUGUCCUGUCCUCUUUACUUCACUGUGUCUUUUACAUUCUGAGGAGAAAAGAGAAGCGAUAAACACGUCUUCCACUCAGAUAACUUCAACCUGCACAAGCCUCUGCUUCCUGUAUGUCUUUCUGCUCUUCUCUGAAUUCGAUGUUACGUCAGAAACAUUCCACUCUGCUAUACUAGGCGACCUCAAAAUCUACUGUGUCCAUUCCUUUAGAUUAUAUAUUAGUAAAUUAGUACAAGUCUGAGCCAUGAUACAAAAAUGGCGAGCAUUUACAUCAGCUACACCUGCCCAAGAUUCUGUGUAUGGUCUAAAAAGUUCAAAAACCUUGAAAAUAAUUUUCUUUAGUGUUUUGUCAUAUAAAGUGUUCUUGCAUGUUUCUUGUUAAAACAGUUUUCCACGGGAUUUAACGCGUGAUUGUGACCAUGACAUCGGGUUUAAUUAUAAAAUAAGCGCUCAGUGUUAUAAACAGCCAGGCGAUAAAAUGACAAACCUGAGUUUUUAUUUAUGUAUUUAUUUAUUCAUUUAUUUCUAUAAAAUAUAAAAAAAGUUUUAAAUCACAUGUACGUUCACAACCGCAACUGGAUAUUAUUUAAACUAACAUCAUUGUUUUUUUUCUUCAUUUGUAGCUUUUUUCUACUUUAUCUGUCACUUGUGGACUUUCGCCUGACUGUGUAGCAUCAGUCCAAGCCUUUACAAUCACACUGAAUUCUAUUCAUUUAACUGUAGAAAAUGCGUUUUGCUUAUAAGAAAAUAUUAUGCUUUUUUUUUUGUUAAAAAAAAAAGCUUCUUUUACACGUUGAAACCAUAACUUAACCAUAACUAACCUGAGACUGAGCAGCUUUAUAAGACAAAAAAAAAAAAAAAGGAUACAUGUUAAAUACAACUGUUCCUGUCUGUUUCCAGGGGAUCGUAAAGCUUUACACAUGAUCAGCUCUCAGAAAGAAACUGAGAUUUGUGUAUUUUGUGUUAAAACAGUACCAUGGUAACGUGUACAGAACUUGGAUUUGGCCUGAGUGUACCCAGAAACUUCACUUUCACUGGGGUUUAGAUUUAUUUAUUAACAGUACAGAGAAUCGUGGAAAGUUUAAGAAAUAACCAACAAUGCACACAGAUUUUACAUUGUCCUGAGCCGAAUAUAUAAAUUCUAAAUUCAUCAUUAAACAAACAGAGUACUGAAGUAUUCCUACUAACAGGGGAACGUUAGGACGAUUCUAAGGGCACAUGCACUUUUGUGGCCCCUAGAGGCUUGUAUGUUCGGUGCGAAAUGGGUGUGGUAAUGGGCCCAGUCUCAUUUUCUUUCAUAGGGCCCAAAAUUGCUAGUGGUGCCCCUGCCUAGUAACAUUCCGUGUUUGAUCUAAUAGUAAUCAGUUGAAAGUAAACGACGCUGCUUUCUCUCAAUAUCAGGCAUCUAGCGAUAUUAAAAUACCGUGUGCAUAAACGCCCGAAUGUAACUUUGAACAUGAUAUAGCACAAAGUUGCAUUUUUACCCAUGUAUGUUUGUGGACUUUUUGUGUAUGAUGACUUGAUAAGCACAAAACUAGCUUUUAGGUAGACAUAAGUACAUCGGAACAUUCUGCCAUUUUAAUGUGAUGUAUAAUGAUGUAUUACUGAAUGUGUGAGAGUGAUGGGAUGCUCGCCGAGGAAACAUGCAAUAUAUCGCAAUACAUAGUCAGCGUGUGUAAAUGCUACUCGUGUAAAUACUGUAUAUACAGUACACCUGUGUUAAAACAAAAGCACAAAAGAUUGCAAUCAAUGUGGUCAAGGAAAAAAUAAGCAUUUUAAAAAGUUAUGAGAUAAAAACAGCGCAGAUCAGAGUUCAAAGACUGCCAGCUUUAUUUAGAAUGAAGUGCACAUGCUGAGAGUAUUACAGCAGGCUGUGUUUCAGAACCUAUCCACCUUUCUUUUUCUCGGUCUGUCUGCCUCAGUUUCUCUCUCUCUCUCUCUUUCGCUCUCGCUCUCUCAGGGCUUGGGCAGUUUAAAUCACAUUCGCAGACACAAAGCUUUAAACUCCUCCACAGUUACACAUGAGAAAACAACAAUUUUUAUCCACAAAUCUAGAUUCAUGCAAAUCCUGAGAGUCUUCUGUUAGCAACCAAUAACAAAUUUAUCACUCGUCAUUUUAAGUAGAUAAAUUUAAAAAGCUUUAUUUAUUUCAUAAAUUUGUUUCUUUUUCAGAAAUCCCCAAUAGUUUUAGCAACAAGAAUGUUCGUUAUAAACAAACACUCAGUAAAACAUCAGCAUACUGAAGCUUAGGCUUGUAACCAAACUUUAUAUUUAUUUGUUUGAAUUUCACAUUAGAUUCCUCCCUCUAAUCAAUGGCUUUCUGUUCUUUAUAACACAAUUACAUUUUUAUUGAGUAAUGUCACCAACAGACUGAAGCAACACUGAAUUCUGUUCUUCACUCAGAAUUUAAAAGAUAUAUUUAUAUGCACUAUAUUUGUAUAUAUACUGUAUACACACACUACAAAUGUUAAUUGGAUUGUUAGAUCUCACUUUUAUCUUGUUUUUUUUCUCCAAAAAGCAAAAUUUAACUCGUUCAUUUCUUACUUAGUGCUUCACUAAAUUAGUACAAAUCUGACCAAUAAAUGACCAAGAUUAAUGUGUAAAUAAAAAUUAUUCAAGGAUGAAAUCUGUUGUAAUAUUCAGAGCACCUUUAAAUCUAGCUGCAAUAAUAAACCAUGACUUUUACAUGUUCAGGACACAUGGAAAAGUUCAGUACUUUAAAAGACGUUUUGGUGGUGGUGGUUUUUUAAAUUCAUAAGGAUGGAUCGACAUGCUGGAGGUCUUUAAUAGACAUAUGACUAUAGAUAUAUAUGAUAUGAUAUACACACAAAAGAUAUAUAGUUACAGAUUGAAGAAAACUGUAUUAUAUAUUUUGUUUUUCGAUAAAUGCUCAUGUGUACAAACCCAGAAACCAAGAUUUAAAUAAAUUAAUUUUAAUAUGUUAAACUUAAUGUUUAUCAGGGAUCACAUCAGUUUGUAUAAUAAUUGUUUUAAACCCUAAAAAAAACAGUGUAAGCCCUGCUCAACUGAUUUUAACUGUUUUAAACAUUUUAAAGUGUCUUAUUCAUGGUACAUUUCUGGGCCAUAAAUCUGAUUUGAAUUGAGCAGUAAAGACAAUAUAACACAUAUCAACAGCCAAAAACUAGCCUGACUGCAGUUCUGAGCAUGUGAUAAUGAUCAGCUUGGUUUAAGUUGGACUUUAUUGGAAACACUGCCAGUAGAUCUUCAGAAGCAUGUUCUCCAUAUCCUGCCGUUAUCUCUAAACUGCUGCACACACAAUAUAAAUGUAAAUUCAUACUGAGCUUACAUCUGUAUCAGUCAUAUAGCACAUAGGCUUCUUUUUUUCUUCUUAAUAGAAUAUGAAUAUACAAACACUUAGCCUUGCUGACUGUUUAUAUUACAUUUAAACUGGAACUUUAUAAAAAGCCUCUUUCACAAGUCCUGUAGCAAGCAUUAAGAUAAUUAAAGGACUGAUUUACAUUAAACUUCUCUCAAAAACAUCCAAACUUAUUUUUGGAAUUGGAACUGAAACCAAAAAUAAGUACAAUAAUUGAUAGAACGAUUUUACAAUAAAUUAUCAUCAAUAAACAAAAGAAGGACUAAUUUAUAUUAAGGUGUAUCUUACUUAUAUGAAAGAUUUAUUUGCAGUAAAUGUUCGUAAAAAAGAUUGAGUUGCUGUACAAAGUAUUAAAGUAUUAGCAAUUAGGCAUAAUGAAAAUAAUCCCCCUUGUUAUUCAAUGACCAUGAAUUACAUUUAUGUAAGGACUUAUUUUUAAAAUAUACUGUAUGACCAUCAAUAUAAAAAAGGACUUGCUAAAAUAACUAUUUAAAAGGUCUCAUUUCCAUACCAUUAAUAAAUAAAAACAAAUAAAUCAAUGUUGUUACUUCUGUCCAUUACCAUCAAUAACAAAAAAGGACCAAUUUUAGUGGCGUAUUAUUAGUAAUAAAAAAAUAAUUAAAGGAAGGCAUUUUCAAUAUUUUGUAAUCAAUAAAAAAUUAAAGGACUAAUUUAUACUAAGUUAAAUAAAUUGACGGAUUGUUUUCCUGUUGUCCUGUAGGUUAAAUGUGCAGUUAUUUCUUUAGUUUUGUGUUUUUUGUGUAUGAUUUGGUGUAGCACUGCCACCAGCCUCUGACGGCUGAAUCCUAGUAACUGUGCGUGUGACGCUUCAGAGACAUCCUGCGUUACCUGUGUGAGUGUGUGUUUUCACUACAGCGUGAUGGCCAGAAGGAGUUUUUUUAUGCAUGUUUUUGUUUUUAUUAUUACGGGUUUAGUCUCAGGUUUAGGCCACAAUAUUAAUCUUGUUAACUUCCUCCCUGGUUUAAACUUUAAAGUCACGUUUUAAUGCUUUAGAUAAAAAAAGUGGAUUUACUGUAUAUCUGGUUUUAGCGCUCGGCGCACGUGUUCGCAUGUCUUAUGCUCCGCUCUGACUGAACCGUGAUUGCUGCAGAGCACAGUUCAAUUUUACUGUACAUUCUGUUCCUUAUUGUAUAUUAUUUAUGUUGUGUAUAUACAUAUGCACGUACUUACAGGUAUCUGUAUAUAAACAUGAACACUUCUGUACAUUAUUAGCUAUAAUCUAAUAUCAGUGUAAGAAACUCACAGCUAUAACCUCAUUAAUGGUAACACAUGCUAAUGCUAAGGAUCGCUGCAUUAUAGGAAAUGUAUUUCAUACCAUUGCGACGUUUGAUUGUAAAUUAAUGUCGAAUUACACAGAGUCUUUAUUAUGUGUGGAGGUGAAACGGGACUGUGUUAAUAAAAGCACAUACCUAAACGAGGCCUGAUGGAAAGGCUGAGGAGAGAAAAAACAUCUCCAUCUCUACAGAUUAAUUCACUUCCACAUUGCUUUAAGACGAACCGCAUUGUACCGUAUUAUUUUAGAGAUUUUUUCUGUAUUAAUCAAAAGGCUAAAAUAAAAAAUUGUCAACAAGAAA
Tachysurus fulvidraco (yellow catfish) is the source of this 7524-nucleotide messenger RNA. RefSeq names its product ADAM metallopeptidase domain 11 (gene adam11). Gene Ontology annotation, molecular function: metalloendopeptidase activity. The transcript is spliced from 27 exons. Gene Ontology annotation, biological process: proteolysis. The coding region runs from base 213 to 2576 and encodes 787 amino acids. NCBI's taxonomy places the organism in Eukaryota, Metazoa, Chordata, Actinopteri, Siluriformes, Bagridae. The record is from RefSeq and is a predicted model, not a curated record.